GCUUGAUCCUGCCAGUAAAGAAACUACUGUUAUUAAUCAUAUUUUUGGUGGUUAUCAUCGUAGUCAAGUUAUAUGUUUACGCUGCAAAGAAAAAAGUAAUACAUAUGAUCAUUUUAUGGAUUUUAUAUUGGAUAUUAAGCAAAAUGUUCAAAGUCUAGAAAAAGCAUUAGAGAAAUUUAUUCAACCAGAAUUAUUGCAAAACGAAAAUGCUUAUAAAUGUCCCAGAUGUAAUAUGAAGGUUUCUGCACAAAAGCGGUUUACUGUACAUAGACCUCCAAAUGUUGCCACAUUUCAGUUUAAAAGAUUUGAUUACAAUCGGAUGUUUGGUGGAAAGAUAACAAAACAUGUUUCUUAUCCUGAAAAAUUAGAUCUUCGGCCUUAUAUGUCUGAUACUAAGGGUGGACCAGUUAUUUAUAGAUUGAAUGCAGUUUUAGUUCAUCUUGGUCCCAGCUGUAAUUCUGGACAUUAUUUCUGUUAUGUUCGUAAUUCUAAUGGUUACUGGUAUCUAAUGGAUGAUGCUCGUGUUCAUCAAGUUAGUGUAAAUCAAGUUCUGAAUCAGCAAGCUUAUGUUUUAUUUUACAUUCGUGUAGCAGCUACUAGUUCUAAUCAUUUAAAGAAAUCUCCUUCUGCUGUUUCGACUAAUCAUAAAAUUUCUGAAGGAAUAAAGAAUGGAGUAUUAGGUCAUUUACCUAAUGAUUCAUCUGCAUCUUCAACUUCAAAAAGUAAAAGCAUUACUAAAACAACAUCAUCUCCAGCUAUUAUUCGAGUAUCAUCGUCAAGUUCUUCCAGUUUGGUGAAUGGAAAUGCUUAUGGUGUUUCACCAAAGCUGUCGUUACCGCAGAACAGAGAGAAAGUAGUUUUUGGAAUUCGCAGGCCAGAACCAGGAAUGAAAACUUUAAUAGAUAAAACUCAACUCAAUCAUAAUGUAAAAUAUAAUUCUUCUGUAUCAAAUAAUUCUGGUCAUGCUUGUCUUGUGCCAUAUGCAGGUGAUUCUUCUGAAUCAUCAGAUGAUGAACAUAGAAAAAUUAAGUCAAAAACAUCAAACUACAAAAAUUCUGCUAAAAAUACUCAUGAAACAAGCAAAUCAGAAGCAACUUCCACAGUUAAUUCAGACAGUUGUAAAAAUAAAAUUGAUUUGAAGGAAGAAAGUAAGGAUAAUGUUGGACAGAAAUCUGAAGAUUGUGUUGCUACAUCUAACAAACAUAAAAUAACAAAUGAAAAUUUUGUGAAAAAGUCAAGUGCUUAUAGAACUUCAUCUCCAUCUGUUACUCCAUCAGAUUCUCUUCAGGUUACAACCAAGGUAAAAUCAACAUUUCCUUGGCAUGUUAGUGAUGCUAGUCUGCACUCUCCGUCCGUUGCAUCAGGAUCAAGUACAAAUAGUGUUAAUUCAACAGCAGACUGGACUGUAACUGAUCAAGAAAACAUUAAUAGGAACAAAAUAGAGCGUACUUAUACUGGUUGGACUAUCACCCAAAAUGAAAAAUCAAGUAAUGAACAAAUUAAAACAAAGGGACCAUCUACACAUCAUAAAGAUACAAUUAAAAAAUCAUUAUCAAAUAGUAAUAAUAGUGAAUGCUCAGAGUUGCUUAACAAAUCUGAAGUUUUAGUGGAAUCUUCUUCUAAUGGAAAUACAAGUGUGUUAAAUGAUGCUGAAGAGUCUCCCACAAAAACUAAAACUAAUGAAGAUUUGCAAUAUUGCACUAAUAAGUCUAGUAGUAGUAAGUCAUCUGAACUAUUUGAUGUGGAUGUAAAUAAUUUUAAAAGUGAAAAUGAACAGUCAUUUCAGGACCAUGCAGUCAGUAAAGAAAAUUCCUUUCUUAAAAGUGGUAAAAAACGUAAAAGUAUUGACUCAGAAAAAGGAAAAUUCCAAGAUUCUUCAAGUAAAAGAACAUCAUCAUCAGCAUCUUCAUCAUCAUCAUUAUCUUCAUCAUCAUCCAAGAGCCUCAUCAGUGACAUUCAUAAGAGCACUAGUUCGAAGUGGGAGUCCAAAUUUUUUGACAAUGAUGAAACAAGCUAUUAUCCAGUGUCUAAGAAAUGCAAAAGUUCAUACAAUGAACAUGAAGAAAGAAAAGAGGGUUACAGAUAUAAAAAAAGAAUAGAUGAGAAGUGGAAAAGUAAAAAGAAAUAUAGUAAACAUACUGAAGAUUUUUGGCAAGCGCAUAAAAGUUACAGAUCAGGGAAAAAAUCUAAAAGUAGAAAAUACGAUCAUAGAGAAAUGCAGAAUAAUUACUAUAAUUCAUCAUUUAAUGCAAGAAAUGAAAGGCAUUACAGUUAUGAAGGAAAUCAUUAUAAAGAAAAAUUUAAUUCAGAAUUGCAGAAUAGUAUAACUCAUCAAGCUGAAAACACUCAUCAAAAAGCAAAUGUAAAAAUAAAACAUAAAAAUGGACUCGAUAAAUCUUUACUAGAAAAUUCAUGGGAUAAAAAGUAUUUAAAACAAAAAAAACAUUUAAAUUAUAAGAGUGGAGAUAGUGAUAAUAGUAGCUGCAGUUACGAAAUGGAAUGGGUAGAGAAGACAAAGGAAACUGUAGAAGCUGAACAAAAAACUUCAAAAUCUUACAAUGUUCCUUUCAAAUAUUGGGAUUCUGAUGUUAAGGAUGGUUUCACUCAGAAGACAAAUGAUCAUAAUUCUAAUCAUAAUAAAUAUUGGAAUGGAAGAGAGAGAAAUGAAAUUGUUAAAGAAUUACAAAAAUAUUCUAGUAAAGGUUAUGGUGAAGGAGUGAAUUCUUGGGAUGGCAACAGGAGUCAUUUAGAAAGAGAAGUGAUGGAGGAUAGCUUGCAGAAGAGGGACCAUUAUGAUGACUAUAAUGAAGAAUAUGAUAGAGGAAAGAUGAAGAAAAUUAAGAAAUGGCAUGGAAAUUCGAAAAGAAUGUAUUCAUAUAACCCAUUCCAAAAGGCCUGGGAUUCUAAAAAAUAUGAAAAAUAUGAGCAUCACUCACAUAGGCAGAAUAAACAUUUUCACAACAGGAAGUUUUUCAACAAUCAUCAUCAUCACUGGAAUUAUUCGAAGUACAGUAACGCAACUGUAAGGGACAAGAUACAAGAUUAAAUUAAUGCAAUGUGUAUGGAUGUGUUUGUAUAUGUCAUUUUAUGUCUAUUGUUAUUGUGGAGAUUAUCUAAAAGUUGUACAUACUGGAUUGCUUGAGCAUGAUGCAAGUUCUAAGUAUGUUUAGAUAAUGAACUAUAAAAAUGGGAGAAAAUGUAUUUAUGGAAUUUUGUAGUUCUUGCUCAUUUACAAUGAAUAUAUAGUGGACAUGAUUCAACUUGAAUGUGCCUCUGCAUCAUAUGACAGAAUUUUGUAUAUGAUUCUAGGAAUGGUGAAGGCUUUUAGAACAGAGAGCAUAAUUUUAUAUAUAU
Molecule: messenger RNA, 3354 nt
Organism: Centruroides sculpturatus (bark scorpion)
Lineage: Eukaryota; Metazoa; Arthropoda; Arachnida; Scorpiones; Buthidae
Product: ubiquitin carboxyl-terminal hydrolase 36-like
Exons: 12
Coding region: 116-3046 (976 amino acids)
Biological process (GO): protein deubiquitination; regulation of apoptotic process
Cellular component (GO): cytosol; nucleus
Molecular function (GO): cysteine-type deubiquitinase activity; cysteine-type endopeptidase activity
Source: RefSeq, a predicted model, not a curated record